GGAUGGGUACAUACAUAUUGAAUAUUGAACCUUUCUAUUAAAAAUGUUAGCAAUUAAGGUCAAUAGGAAUGUUAUAGCAAGAUAUGGGGGUGCAAAGCACACCUCACGAGCAUUGAGCACUGGAAUUAGAUACAUUAGCAACCCACAUACUAGUACUAGUGGUGGCUUAACUGCAAAAAUGACCAAAUUAUCAAUUAAACCAGUCCAUAUUUCAUCAAGAGAGUUACAUUCAUCCUUUCCUAGGAGUCUUCAAAUGUCUAUGAAUAAGGAUGAACAGGAUAAUCGUCCUGCACUUGAAAAAUAUGGUUCGGAUUUAACUCAAAUGGCCAAGGAUGGUAAAUUAGAUCCAGUGAUUGGAAGAGAUGAAGAAAUUCGAAGAACUAUCCAAAUUUUAUCCCGUAGAACUAAGAACAAUCCGGUGUUGAUUGGUAAUGCUGGUACGGGUAAAACGGCAAUUAUGGAAGGAUUGGCUCAACGGAUUCUUAAAGGUGAAGUACCUGAAAGUAUGCGUGAGAAGCAAAUUAUUACUUUAGAUUUAGCUGGUAUUAUUUCAGGAUCCAAAUUUAGAGGUGAUUUUGAAUCGAAAUUAAAGGAAAUUUUAAAGGAAGUUGAAGAAAAAGAGGGUAAAGUUGUAUUAUUCAUUGAUGAAUUACAUUUAUUAAUGGGUCUUGGUAAAGCUGAAGGUUCCAUUGAUGCAUCAAAUAUGCUUAAACCAGCAUUAGCAAGAGGUAAAUUAUCCCUUUGUGGUGCCACUACAAUUGAAGAAUACAGAAAAUACGUAGAGAAAGAUGCGGCUUUGGCAAGAAGAUUUUCCCCAGUCAUGGUUAAUGAACCAACUGUUCAAGAUACAAUUUCGAUUUUACGUGGAUUAAAGGAGAAGUAUGAAGUGCAUCAUGGGGUUAGAAUUGCAGAUGGUGCUUUGGUCACUGCAGCUGUUUAUUCUAAUAGAUACAUUACUGACAGAUUUCUUCCUGAUAAGGCCAUUGACUUGGUUGAUGAAGCAUGUUCCACACUUAGAUUACAACAUGAAUCUAAACCAGAUUCAAUUGCUCAACUUGACAGACUGAUCAUGACCAUUGAAAUUGAACUUGAAUCUUUAAGAAAAGAAGAAGAUCAAUUAUCAAUUGAUAGAAAGAUUAAGCUUGAAAAUGAGUUGACUUACAAAAAGGAAGAACUUAAAGAAUUGACAGAACAAUGGGAAUCGGAAAAGCUGCUGAUCGACAAGAUUAAAGAUGCUAAAACCGAAUUAGAACAAGCUAGGUUUGACUUGGAAGAAAGUCAAAGAGAAGGAAACUACGGAAAAGCAUCUGAACUUCAAUACGCAACGAUUCCACAAUUGGAGCAAACUCUUCAAGAGUUGACUGAAAAACUGCAGAAUCCAACUGAAGAUGGUACACCAACUUCUAAUUCAACGAUGUUGCAUGACUCUGUUACUUCCGAAGAUAUUUCCCAUGUCAUCUCGAAGAUGACAGGUAUCCCAGUCACCAAUCUUAUGAAGGGAGAAAAGGAUAAGCUACUUGGAAUGGAGGCCAUCUUGAAGACGAGAGUGGUUGGUCAAGAUGAAGCUAUCCAUACUGUUGCUGAUGCAGUCAGAUUACAAAGAGCAGGUUUAACGAGUGAGAAGAGACCAAUUGCAUCUUUUAUAUUCCUUGGUCCUACUGGUACAGGUAAGACUGAAUUAACGAAGUCGUUGGCUGAGUUUUUGUUUAAUGAUACAUCCUCAGUUAUCAGAUUUGAUAUGUCAGAAUUCCAAGAAAAGCAUGCAAUUUCUAGAUUAAUCGGUUCUCCGCCAGGUUAUAUUGGUUAUGACGAAAGUGGUGAACUUACUGAAGCAGUUAAGAGAAAACCUUAUUCUGUUAUUUUGUUUGAUGAAUUUGAAAAGGCACAUGCUGAUGUCUCCAAGUUGUUAUUACAAGUCCUUGAUGAAGGUUCCCUUACAGAUUCUCACGGUAAUCAUAUUGAUUUCCGUAACACCAUCAUUGUCUUAACUUCGAACAUUGGUCAAGAAAUUCUUCUUGCUGAUAAAGAGACUAGUGACGAUGGUCACAUCAAUGACAAUACUAAGAAGGAGAUCAAUGAAGUACUUAAGCACUACUAUCCUCCUGAGUUUUUGAAUAGAUUGGAUGAUGUUUUAAUCUUCAAUAGAUUAUCGAAAGAUUCAUUGAAGAAUAUCUUGGAUAUCAGAUUGGGUGAGAUUUCCCUGAGAUUGACCGAUAAGAGAAUCCUGUUACAAAUAACUGAACCGGCAAAGACUUUACUCUGUGACUUGGGAUACGAUCCAGUUUAUGGGGCAAGACCAUUGAACAGAGUUUUACAAAAGCAAGUUCUUAACCCAUUAGCGAUGUUGAUGAUCAAGGGCCAGGUGCUCGAAGGAGAAGUUGUUCAUAUCUCUGUUAAGGACCAUAAAAUCCACGUUAAUCCAAACCAUGAACCCGAUGUUUGAUUUUACAAUAUAUAAAUAUGAUAGAUAUAAUUAC
[Candida] anglica is the source of this 2477-nucleotide messenger RNA. NCBI's taxonomy places the organism in Eukaryota, Fungi, Ascomycota, Pichiomycetes, Serinales, Debaryomycetaceae. The record is from the annotation of a GenBank genome assembly.